Cadophora gregata is the source of this 1596-nucleotide messenger RNA. RefSeq lists its product as uncharacterized. Gene Ontology annotation, cellular component: membrane. The coding region runs from base 1 to 1596 and encodes 531 amino acids. Gene Ontology annotation, molecular function: carbohydrate:proton symporter activity. Gene Ontology annotation, biological process: transmembrane transport; carbohydrate transport. Lineage: Eukaryota; Fungi; Ascomycota; Leotiomycetes; Helotiales; Ploettnerulaceae. The record is from RefSeq and is a predicted model, not a curated record. The transcript is spliced from 8 exons.
AUGCCUUUCUACACGGCCUCCAAAGCCACCUUCGAGGUGGGCGGCAGAGAGUUCCCUCGAAUCACCUGGUACAAGGAACCUGGUAUUCGAGGACUUUACGUUCUGUUGAUGCUUGCUGUGCUCACAUCUGCUACAAAUGGUUAUGAUGGAUCCAUGAUGAACGGUCUCCAGAGUCUUGACGAGUGGAAAAAAUCCUUCAAUCAUCCAGGUCCAGCUACCCGAGGACUUCUCAACGCCAUCAUGUCGGUCGGAUCGAUUGUGGCCCUUCCUAUUACACCUUACAUCGCAGAUAUCGCUGGACGGCGUGUUGGCGUUAUGACUGGGUGUAUUCUUAUGAUACUCGGAGUCGUGCUUCAGUCGAUUGGAAUCAACAUUUCGAUGUUCAUUGCAGCUCGGUUUUUGAUCGGAUUUGGCGUCGCUAUUGCACACGGAGCAGCUCCUCUGCUGAUCGCCGAGUUGGUUCAUCCACAACAUCGGGCAAUCUUCACAACCAUUUACAAUAGUACCUGGUACCUUGGAAGUAUUGUAGCAGCAUGGCUCACAUACGGAACGAACAAAAUACCAAAUGCAUGGUCUUGGAGAGUGCCUUCAAUGGUACAAGCAGCGCCGUCGGUUAUCCAGCUGAUCGCCAUUUGGAUGGUUCCAGAGUCUCCUCGUUAUCUCAUUUCUCGAGGGAAGAACGAGAAAGCAUUGAAUGUUUUGGCCAAAGCUCACGCACACGGCAAUGUCAAUGACGAACUUGUCCAAAUCGAAUACCUUGAGAUCCGCGAGACGAUCACGCUCGAGAAAGAGUUCGAGGGUAACGGAUGGCUGCAGCUUUUCAAGACCAAAGGCAAUCGUCACCGCCUCGUCAUCCUCAUCUCCCUCGGAUUCUUUUCCCAAUGGUCUGGUAACGGUCUCGUGUCUUACUACAUCACUGAUGUCCUAAACGGAAUCGGAAUUACGAACUCCAAGAAACAACUCGAAAUCAACGGCAUUUUACAAAUUGUGAACUUCGUUGUUGCGCUCGGAAUGUGUUUCAUGAUCGAUAAAUUCGGCCGUAGACCUCUCUUUCUCUUCGCUACAGGAGGUAUGCUGGGAUCUUUCUGUGUCUGGACAGUCUGUGCCGCCCGAUACGCUCAAACUAAAGUUGUGGCUGCUGCGCAUGCCGAGAUCGCCUUCAUCUUCAUCUACUACGUCUUUUACAACAGCGCUUGGUCCGGCCUACUUGUUGGAUAUGCUGUAGAAAUUCUACCAUACAAGCUUCGUGCCAAGGGUCUCACCCUCAUGUUCCUCGCCGUCGAUUUGUCUCUGUUCUUCAACUCAUACGUCAAUCCUGUCGCUCUCAAAGCAUUGGCGUGGAAGUAUUACAUCGUGUACGACGUUUGGCUCGCAUUCGAACUGCUCAUCGUCUAUCUCUUCUACAUCGAGACUCAAAACACGGCUCUUGAGGAAAUCGUCAAAUACUUCGACGGGGAGGAAGCACUUUUGGGUGGUACUCUCGCCACUGAGAAAGCCAAGACGCUGCUUGUGGAGAAUGGACUUGAUGCUAAGAUCCCAGUGACCACUGAGCACCACGAAGUUGGUGAAAUGGGAGAGAGGCGUAGUGAGCUUUAA